Messenger RNA from Maylandia zebra (zebra mbuna), 3719 nucleotides. RefSeq lists its product as uncharacterized. The record is from RefSeq and is a predicted model, not a curated record. Gene Ontology annotation, biological process: regulation of transcription by RNA polymerase II. Lineage: Eukaryota; Metazoa; Chordata; Actinopteri; Cichliformes; Cichlidae. Gene Ontology annotation, molecular function: DNA-binding transcription factor activity, RNA polymerase II-specific; RNA polymerase II cis-regulatory region sequence-specific DNA binding.
UGACGCUGGGAAAAGAAAUGCCAACAUGGACCCGUGGCAAAGACGGGACGCGAGUGCGCGACGACAAUAACACGACGGAGACGAGAAAUAAAGGCGAAACACGGAGAGUCGUGGACUGCGCCACCUCCGCGAACACUCUCCCCGCUCUGAAGCACGGUCUUUGUGUCUCCUCUUCUGGAUCGAGUUUCCUCUACAUCCCCUACAUCUGCAGCGUUCGGACAGGAUCAAUGGUGUCUCUCAGCAGCAGAAUGCUGAGUUUGGAAAAUGACCUGUUCAGGGACAGCAGCAGCCUCUUCUCCCUUGACCUCGGGGACGGAGAUCGCAGCCAGGGGGGCAGUUCGGCCUCCUGCAACAGCCCAGAAGCCAGGGAAGUGGAGGUUCUGCACAGCUCCAGCCCAGGAGAGGAUGAGGAAGAUGAAGAAGAGGAGGAGGAUGAGGAUGGAGAAAAGCGUCUCCAUAUUUUCUUGGGAGAAUUGGGAGAAGGGGAAGCUGCCAGUCAGGAGCCUAAGCUGCCUGAAUUCUCGUUCCACCCCUGUUCCCCGUUUUCCCCAACCUUGGAGGACAUCGAAGAGUUUUUGAGGGAAAAGAUGGAAAUAGUCAAAGAUGGGAUGGUUGUUCCAAAGGAGGAGGCCUCCCCUCAACCAUGCAGCUCCGCUGACUCUCCACCUGCCUCGGCUCUCCCGGUUGCUUCCUCAGAGACUAUCAAUGAUCCAAAGACUGAUGCCUCCCAAUGCACGUCUAGCUCAGAUGCCACUCAAGGCGGGAAAAAUAGCCCCAUUCCAGCUGACCCUUCUUCUUGUGCCCAAGUUAACCCCUCACCACCCACCUUGUCCCCACCGGUGCUCCUGGGUGCUCCUUUGGUGCUCCAACUCCAGCCUCUUCCGUUGGCCCAGGCCCAGAAUCCAGCAGGCUCUCCUGCAGGGGCCCAAAGUGGGAUUUUGCUCACCCAUGUGGUCAUGGGGCUUCAAGGUGCUACAGGACAAAAUGUAACCCUGCUGGCUCCCCAGGUGCCCUCCACCCACACCACUCUGUUAUCACUAAACAGUGGUGAUAACAAGCCAACUGACCAGAAGUAUGUAAAGAUCGCCCCUCUGCCAAUCACUAUGAGGACUCUGGAGAUCACAGGCUUGACUGGGGUCGGGGGCCAUGGAGGCGGUGUGCUAAAAGCAAUGGCUCCUCGGAUGACGAGGGUGCCACCUACUGAAAGGGUCCACAAGUGCUCCCACCCAGGCUGUGGGAAGAUGUACACCAAAAGCAGCCACCUGAAAGCUCACUUCCGCCGUCACACAGGAGAGAAACCCUACACGUGUAGCUGGCCCGAGUGUGGGUGGAGGUUCUCCCGCUCCGACGAACUGUCUCGUCACCGCCGCUCUCACUCGGGCGUCAAGCCUUACGAGUGCUCACUGUGUGAGAAGAAGUUUGCCCGCAGCGACCACCUCUCCAAACACACAAAGGUCCACCGCAGCUCCAGGCCCAGCAGGAUUAUCAGAGCCACCGUGUGAUACCCUCAGCUGACCUGACCCCUGCCCAGCAUCCACCCACCCACACCUGCCGUGCCUCCCUUGCCCAGCUUCGAUUUGGGCAGCGCGGUGAGGGUCCGGGCCUCCUCAGGACUUUUGGUGCUUUACGAGCUGGACUUUCAGAAGAAUCUCGGGAGUUGGCUGCCGUUUCACUUCAAAGUUUCUGUCCCGUCUCUUCCUCCCCUCUGUUUUACCUUCAGUGCUCCUUGUGAGCUGCUCAUAUUGUACCGAGCUAGCAGCCACCUCAGGAAAAAGUCAGCUCAAAGUGGAUUUCCUGGCCUUUGCGCACUCAUGCGUGGCAGAAUGCAGAGCAGCAGACAUUCUUAUAAGGGAUCCUCUUGUAACCACUGCGUGCCCCACUGCUCCAGUUACCAAGCUGCCAGGUGCUGUGGGAAGUAGAGUGCUAACCAGUAAUGGGAGCAUCUGUAAUUAUAGAAUCUUUUUUUUUCUACUUUUGCAAUCGAUUUGCUUCCUCAAAGGUAAACUUCAGGGUUCAAAUGGUUCAGAUGAAGCUUCCGUUGUUGCACUUAUGUGUUCUAAUCGUUAACGCGAUACGCGCGAGAGAGUUCGGAAACCCGCUCCCAAUUUCUGAAUUCUUCUGAAAGUACUUUCAGAGGGAUGCCGAGGCUCCUCACAGCAGAGAUAGUUUAGUCGUAUUGAACUGCUGGUGUCCCUGAUAAUUUGGCCAAGUUGAGCAAAACUCACUGUUUUCUGGACCACACCUCUGGCCUUGAUCGCAUUCAUCCAGUCGUGAUCCAAAAUGCUUUGGACCUGUAUGCCUUUUCUCAGUCCCAGUAUGUCCUAAUCUCUUUAUCGAUGCCUUUGUCCAUUUCACAAAACCUCUGUUGAGCCUGCUGUUAUCAUAUGACUGCUCUUAUUUAACUGUGACUCUGAACACGGGGUUGCCAAACCUGAAAUCCCUGUUCUGGCCCUCUGUGGGAGGAUGAAAAUGACACCUUCGUUUAUACGGUUUAUAAGCUCUUUGUUCUCUGGAAAUCAUUGUGCAGCCCAUUGAUGUGGCUUAAAAAACAUACACACACACACACACACACACACACACACACACACAAAGUAGUUAUGGGCCUAUAAGGUGCAACAGUGAUGUGAAACUUUGCUCUUUUUUUAAAUUUACAGUAGCACUUACUGUAAACGUUUAUUUUUUUGGUUAUAGCAGCAAGAAAAGCUAAUAGUAUGAAUAGCUGGAAAGGCAGCUAACAUCUAUCCAAUCAUUUGUAUUAGCAUAUUCAAUAUAAUGUGUACUGAAUAUUAAGGACACAGAUGACGUGUACAGCUUGUAGCCUUUAUAUAGAUGUUUGUUUGUUUUGAAAUCCAAGGAUUUUCAAUCAGCGCAUUAAGCUAUUCAGUGGUGUUCCUGGAGAGGUUUUCAGUCUGUUAUGUGAGUUUGAUUGUAGCGCGAUCAGUCUGUGGAAUGUCGGACUGAUUAUGCUCUGGGAUUUGGAGUCCCGCUCUACCCGUUCACAUAAACCAUUAAGCUGAGUCUGCUGGUCUCAAGUGCACUUGUGCUAGUGAAAAGUGAGAAACAGUCAGAAAACACUCCUGCUCUUAUGGCAGUUCCAUAAAAUGCACUGGAACAGCAAAAUGCGAAAAAAAAAUAGUGAAGCAAUUUUUGUAAGGAAGGUUCAACUGCCCGUGGCGGUCGGUAUUACCGUGUGUUAUUAGAUCUCAACAUUGUGGUGCUUGUUAACCUACCGGUGCUUCACAAAAUAGGCUGUAAUUACAAGCGUAACACCUCACAUAGCUGGAUUAUCUCUGUUGAACAGGCACUUAUAACUACCGGCAGUCUUAACUUUAGCUGGAGCAACACUGGUGCUUAUGGAUAAGCGCAAAAAUAGAGCACUUAUUUACACAGCAAUCGUUCUUAUAUCUGUGAUUCUUAGCAUUCUGGAAACCCUAGGUUUCAUUCUUUCCAAGCAGCCAUGCUCUGUAGCGUAGAAACAGACGGGCAGACGUGUUUAUCUGUCUGAACCAGUGCUGUCUUUGUGUCUGAGCCUCCCCAGGCUGCUUCUACUGACCUACAUCCAGACCUGUAUUCCCUAAUCAUCAUCAUCCAAUUCUCUCUCUCUCUGUGAUGCCUGAGCACAGGCGAUAUUUUCUUUUUGUUUUGUUUUUGUUUGUUUGUUUUUUUUGAAUACCAGAAAUGCUAUUUUCCUAUUUGCAGAAAUAAAAUUAAAAAAAAGA